AUGUGGUCACAGCGAGUUGAUCCAGUCGCACAUGAGCAGCUUCUCUUUUACUUUCUUCCUCCCGAGGCGCUCACCACCGUCUGGGAACAGAUUCUCGAGGUGACCCGACGCCCAGGCUUCCAUCAGUUCCAGGACCUGAAGAUCCUGAUCAAGGGGAAGAACCUGAAGACCCUGACCAAGGCGCAUACAUUGGCUGAUCUGAUCGAGGGCUUCCAACAGCACUGGCAGAAUGCCAUCCACAAGACCUAUCUCUCAGAGCCGUUCUUCUAUGAUAUUGGAAAGGAAACAUGCCCGACGGCUGUAUUCGAGCCCUCUGAGAGCCAGCCACAGACGUUGCUCUGGCGGCAAUGCUGCCUAGAUGCCUAUAGCUACAUGCUUGAGGAUACAGGCAGCCUCACCUUGGAAACCAGGCGAUCAUCGCCGCACUGGCAAGCUGGUCUUUUCUACAGCCAAUUCUACGCCAGCGUGAAAGAGGUCUUUACCGCAGGCAAUAUCUAUCCUUUUACCAACUCCAGGUUGGAGACCCUGGCGCUCAAUCCAAAGCUCCGAAAGACCUGGCAAACUGUCGGGGGCGGUCUGAGCCACAAUCCCAUUGCUCUGAAUCGCGCCUACCUGACCACGAAGCAACGGUGUCAUUCCGCCCUUCAAGGCUCAAUCCAGAAGGUCUUUAGCCUGCGGGAAGAGCACCGCGUGUCUCAGACGCUAUUUGAUCAAAUCAUGCGAGAAUUCCAGGACCGGGGACAGUUCACAACCCCAUUUCCAAGCAUUCCUGAUUCCGCAGAGAGUUUCUAUGCCCUUCCAACCUCUACGCUCCUUCAAUGCCUCAAUGACUGGCAUUUUAUGACCUGGGAACAUACGCAGAUAAUGUUGAUGUUCCUUCGCUGUCUCCCAUUCUCUUACUUGGGGGGUCUUCUCAAGCAGCCCGACGGCCUUCGCCGCUGCGAGGGGCUAGGGUUUCAGCGGAAUAUGCAGCAAUCCAGAUACGGCUGGUUUCUCGACAAGAUCGACUGGGAGAUGAUGGUGUUCCACCAGCCCGCCGCGCAGUACAUACAAUUUAAUAAUCCCUCGCUGCAAGCCGCGUAUCACGCCCGCUACUCCCAAGUUCAGGAUGUCCGAGUGGACUUUAUUCAGAUCAGCCAGAUCCAUCAGUGGAUGACCGAGUUCAGCAGUAUUCUAACUUGUCAAGAAUAUCUUCAGAAAUAUCUUCAUCGGCUCUGUUUACGCGCCUUCCGCAAGGAUGUCUUUGCUCAGAUUAAGCCACUUCUGAAUAAGGAGUUAGCUACCGCCGCACUGGCGGGUGAGGUCCCGCUGUGCUGGCCCAGUCUAGAAAACGCGCUUCAGGCCCGAUUCCGGCCUCCACUCGAUCAUUAG
Aspergillus thermomutatus is the source of this 1371-nucleotide messenger RNA. RefSeq lists its product as uncharacterized. The transcript has 4 exons. The record is from RefSeq and is a predicted model, not a curated record. Bases 1 to 1371 code for a protein of 456 amino acids. Lineage: Eukaryota; Fungi; Ascomycota; Eurotiomycetes; Eurotiales; Aspergillaceae.